Molecule: messenger RNA, 1278 nt
Organism: Xylaria bambusicola
Lineage: Eukaryota; Fungi; Ascomycota; Sordariomycetes; Xylariales; Xylariaceae
Product: major facilitator superfamily domain-containing protein
Exons: 2
Coding region: 1-1278 (425 amino acids)
Biological process (GO): transmembrane transport
Cellular component (GO): fungal-type vacuole membrane
Molecular function (GO): transmembrane transporter activity
Source: RefSeq, a predicted model, not a curated record
AUGGUCGACUCAGAAAAAGGCGAGAUAACCGAACCCGCGCCCACACCUCCCGCGGCGCCAGCAGGCUUCAACCCAGCCGACUUCCCCGAUGGCGGCUUCGAGGCCUGGCUCGUCGUGUUCGGCGGCUUCCUCGCGCUGUUCUGCUCCUUCGGGCUGGUGAACUGCAUCGGCGUCUUCCAGCAGUACUACGUCGAGGGCCCGUUGUCUAAUUACUCCGAGUCGGAAAUCAGCUGGAUUCCUUCUCUUCAUGUUUUCGUCGUGACGGGUUCAAAUGCUAUCAUGGGCCGUCUGUUCGACAGCUACGGACCCCGCUGGAUCCUCAUCAUCGGCACUAUCGUCUACUCGUUCGGGCUCAUGGUGACCUCGCUGUCCACGCAAUACUACCAAUUCAUUCUUUCCCAGGGCAUCGUCCUCGCCCUCGGCGCGGCCGCCGUCUUCAACUGCGCGACGAACUCGGUCAUCACCUGGUUCUUCAAGAAGCGCGCAACGGCGCUCGGCAUCAUGGUCUCGGGUUCUUCGCUCGGCGGUGUGGUCUUGCCUAUCAUGAUGGAUCGGCUGAUCCCGCAGAUCGGAUUCCCUUGGACUGUGCGCACUAUCGGAUUCAUGUUCUUGUUCCUCUGCGGCAUCAGUAGUCUUACCAUCAAGUCGAGGCUCCCACCACGCCCCAAGCCGUUGCGAGUCUCGGAUUACCUGUCGCCUUUCAAGGAGCUCAAGUUCACGAUUGUCGUUAUAGCCUCGUUCUUCCUAUUCUGGGGUCUCUUCCUCCCAUUUACCUACCUCAUCCUACAAGCCCAGGAUGCGGGUGUCGAUCCUAAGCUCGUGCCGUACAUUCUACCUAUCCUGAAUGCGCUCAGUAUCCCCGGUCGUAUCUUACCAGGUUUCUUCGGUGAUCGCUUGGGACGCUACAACACCAUGAUCUUCAUCUCCGCCCUAUCCGGCAUCAUCACCCUGGCCCUGUGGAUUCCGGGCAGCAGUUCCACCGCAGCAGUCCUCGUGUACGGCGGCAUCUUCGGUUUCUCUUCGGGCGGUAUCAUCUCACUGCUCCCCGCGUGUAUGGCGCAGAUCAGCGACAUCAGGGAGAUCGGAACGCGCAAUGGCGUGAACCUCUUCUUCGCCGCUGUCGGUGCACUGACGGGUUCUCCCAUCGGUGGUGCCAUUAGUGGCGGGAAACACUACCUCGGACUCCAGAUUUUCACGGGUAUCACGAUGCUUGCUGGGUCGGUACUGUACGUUGUUGCUCGGACGGUGCUGGUCGGGCCGAAGCCUGCCAGAGUCUGA